Molecule: messenger RNA, 1036 nt
Organism: Salarias fasciatus (jewelled blenny)
Lineage: Eukaryota; Metazoa; Chordata; Actinopteri; Blenniiformes; Blenniidae
Product: cAMP-dependent protein kinase inhibitor alpha
Exons: 3
Coding region: 340-573 (77 amino acids)
Biological process (GO): negative regulation of protein kinase activity
Molecular function (GO): cAMP-dependent protein kinase inhibitor activity
Source: RefSeq, a predicted model, not a curated record
UGAUUGGUCAAGAAGGAGGAAGAUGCGACGACCAUGGAGAACAGAUUGAGGACUUUUCAAAACGAUGUGAUUGAUUUAAGCAAAUUUCUCGUCUUCUCAGGUCGUGGUGCGUAGCGUAAUUUCCCUGGAUUAAUAACUACCACUCGUUUGACGAGCUCGGGGGUGUUUAAUUUGAGAAAUAUCUUCAGUUUUCUGCUCUUUGCUCUGUUGGAUCGUUUGAUGUGAUGUCGGCCCGCUGCGCUGUUUGAGAUGAAGUCACUCCCAAGAAAAUGUAGCUUCGGGUUAUAACACCACAACAGACGUUACAGGAGAUUUUGCUGUGUGAACAAUGCACGAGCGAUGUCUGAUGUUGAGGCCACGUACGCAGACUUCAUCGCCUCCGGCAGGACGGGUCGCAGGAACGCCCUGCACGACAUCCUGCAGAGCCCCACCGACCCCGAGGGACGGGAGAUGCCCCUCACCCUGUCUCUCUCUCAGCUGCACAUCAACGCAGGAGGUGGAGAUGGAGACGACACCGAGGACAGCCAGAGCUCGUCCUCAGCCCAGAGGGAGGCCGAGCAGAGGAACAGCUAACUUCCUCCACAGUCCUGCCAGCAGACCGAGGCUCACGGGACGGUUCCCGGCCGUGAUGAGUCCGUUUGUCCAAAGCCGAUUGGUAGCCGGAGGGUAGUUGCCAACAUAUUUGAUAUGCCUUCAAGCAGGGCACUGACUCCCAAAAAUCCACUGUAGAGGUGCUGCGAAGUGAUGAGCCAGUGCUCCGUGUGGCUCUGCUGUGCACUAGAGUGAUUGCAGGGUACUUUUCAGAGUUGGGGUAAACAGACAGACACAUUUGUAGCUCAUGUAAAGCUGAUUUUACUUUCAGUCUCCGUUACCAGUCUUUGUUGGGUGACGGGAAUCAAGCGAGGGAACGCGCAGGGCGACUUUGAGUUUUCUAGUAGUUCAAGCUUUUCUGAUCACAGUGGGAGUGGCAUGUUUGUAGAGGUAGUGAUGCUGAUAGAGAUUGUAUUGCCAGAUAAUGGCUCGUGCUUCCUUUCAA